This is a messenger RNA of Rotaria sp. Silwood1, 1368 nucleotides long. The record is from the annotation of a GenBank genome assembly. Lineage: Eukaryota; Metazoa; Rotifera; Eurotatoria; Philodinida; Philodinidae.
AUGACAACAACUGCUCCAUUUUCAUCAAAUGAAACUGAACUAUCAUCAUCAAAUGUUUCAUUUAUUCAAUCACAAAAAGGAAAACCAAUGCUGACAAAUACGAAUGACAAAUUGAUUAAAAUGGUUGGUGAACAUUGUCAUCUUGAAGAAUCUGAAAAAAUUGAUAUACGUGUAUUUCGAGAAAAAGUCAAACAACGAGUGAUAGAUGAAACAACACCAGUUCCACGUAUUUAUGAUGAAGAAUGUGCUAAGACACCAUUAUCAACUGCAGCAAUAGCAGUAUUACCAAGUGAACGUGAAAUAACUCGUCGUGCUGUAACAUCAACAAUUCCAACAACACAACUAUUUAAUAUACCUGAUCCAUUUUCAAAAACAUUAAGAGAUGAUAAUUUUAUAGUUCUAGACAAAAUGAUUACACGACGACAACGAAUUAUUCUAUUUGGAACAGUUGAACAACUGAAAAUGCUUUUUUCGUCUGAUCUUGUACUUAUGGAUGGAACAUUUUCAAGCUGUCCAGUAAUGUUUGAGCAACUUUACACUUUACAUUCGAUAAAAUUUGAACAAUGUAAUUUAUCAAUUUUUUUCUCAUUCACGUAUACCUAUCCAAUUCUUGAUUUAGCAUCCCCGGCAUUUUUGGUUUGUUGCCAUCUAAACACAAGUGUCUAUCAAUUUUUAUUUCAAGAAUUAAAAUCGAUUGCUAUACAAAUGAAUUUGAAUUUUGCACCUUCAACUAUAAUGACCGAUUUCGAACACGCUUUACCUGGUGUUGUUAAAACUGAAUUUGGUACAUCAACGCAUCUAUCAUGUUAUUUUCAUUUUUCGCAGGCGAUUUAUCGUGCUAUACAAAGAUUUGGAUUUGCUUCAUCUUAUAAUAAUCAUGUUGAUGUUAAACACUUUUGUAGAAAAUUAAUAGCUCUUUCAUUGUUACCAGAACCGAUCAUUGAAGAUACAUAUGAUGAAUUAGUAAAAAGUUUAUCGCUACCAAUGAAGAAACAAAUGAAUCAAUUAUUAGAAUAUUUUCAAGAACAAUGGUUUAACAAAGUUCCGAUUACUCAAUGGUGUGUUCACGGCUUGUCUAUGCGAACUAACAGCAAUGCAGAAGCAUUUCAUAGUCGUUUCAAUCGUCGUGUACAAAUUCAUCAUCCAAAUAUAUGGUCAUUCAUCAAGCUCUUGCAAGGUGAAGAAAGUCGUUUUUAUCAUACGCUUAUACAAUUUAAUGCUGGUUUAGGUGCAAGAACAAAACAAGCAAAAACAAUUGCUAUUCAACGUCGUAUAGAUAAUCUUGAUAAACGGUAUUAUGAUAGUCGAGUUGAUGUAAUGGAAUAUUUAAAUAAAUUAUCAUUUACAGUAGCUAAACGAAAAAAAUAA